Maudiozyma barnettii is the source of this 747-nucleotide messenger RNA. It is a transcript of the gene ALG14, whose product is annotated as N-acetylglucosaminyldiphosphodolichol N-acetylglucosaminyltransferase anchoring subunit ALG14. Lineage: Eukaryota; Fungi; Ascomycota; Saccharomycetes; Saccharomycetales; Saccharomycetaceae. Bases 1 to 747 code for a protein of 248 amino acids. The transcript has a single exon. Gene Ontology annotation, biological process: dolichol-linked oligosaccharide biosynthetic process. Gene Ontology annotation, cellular component: UDP-N-acetylglucosamine transferase complex. The record is from RefSeq and is a predicted model, not a curated record.
AUGGGGCUGAGCACUGCGUAUUCAUUUGCUAUAAUUAUAUUAGUGGUAUCGAUAUUUUUAACUCGUGCCUUAUUUGUAUUACCAUUUUAUAGAUUGAACAAUAUCAGUAAUGACACUGAAACAUCAAUCAACAAAACCUCUGAUGAGGUAAUGAGAAAAGAAAUUAUAAGAAUUACCAAUGAAAGACCAUUACAUGCAUUUAUCUUUUUAGGGUCUGGUGGUCAUACAGGUGAAAUGUUAAGAAUUCUAACAAAUUUUAAUGAAAUUUUAUUGAAAAAGAGUAAUACAUUGUAUGUGGGUUACUCAGAUGAGCAAUCUCAUGAAAAAUUUAAAAAAUUGAUGAUGUCAUCAUCAUGUUAUAAAGAUAUUGAUGUGAAGUAUUAUACAUUUAUUAAAGCAAGAGAAGUUAAUGCAGGUUAUUUGAAAAGUUUGAAAAGUAUCAUGAUGACUCUAUUAAGUUCUUUAUAUAAUAUUAUUCAAAUUAAAUUUUCAAUGAUGGGAGAGCCUCACUUAGUAUUAUUAAAUGGUCCCGGGACUUGUUGUAUCAUUGCUCUAUGGUUCAAGCUAAUUGAUAUAUUGCUAUUAUUUACAUCAUCUCAUAUUAUCUACAUUGAAUCCCUAGCACGUAUCAAUACUUUAAGUAUGACAGGGAAAAUAGUUUAUUUGUUUGCAGAUUUGUUUGUGGUACAAUGGGAAGAAUUAAUACGAAUUGUACCUAGAGCAAAAUAUUUUGGUAUCCUUGUAUAA